CGCUCCGCUCACCUCCGCUAUGCGAGCGAUAGAGGCGAUACAGGAGGUUCCCCAGCACCUGUAGCAGCAGAAAAUGCACUAUUAGAGCCACACGAAAAAAAAAGGCAUUUGCCAAGGCAUCCGGGCUCUAGGUAGACAUUACGCAGAAAGAAGACAGGACGAAAUGUCUCUCGUUCUAUUGUUCCAUGGGGAGUUUCUGGUUUCGUUAUAGCCCGCCAUUUCAAUAUACACAGCGCAUGCUCAGAUGGUGCCCCGGCCAUGCUUGAAUGUGGUUCUCGCGUUCUCGUGUGUUGUGUGACACUCGUGUUCUGCUCGCGUAACAGUUUAACACGUGGCUAGAGAUUCCUUUCGAAGCAGACGAUUCUUGCAUAGUUUUCUGUUUUCAUUGGCCUUGGGAGAGAUGUCGGAGGAGGCUACAACGACAUUUAUCGAUGAUUGUGCGCUGCCUGCGCAGCUUCUGAAACAAGCUGUGGACGUCGAGAAGCUGAAAGAUGGAACAAUUCUUGAGCUCAGUGAAAAGCUGGUGCAAGAAGACGCGGAUCAAACAAAUGAGAAAUAUUUCCAGUCCAAAGAACUUCUUGAAAGUCUGCGCCUCAACUACUUAGACGGCAGCAGUGAUGAAGAUGAUGCAGCUGCGGAUACGCUACUGCCGUUUGAAAAAUUGGCAAAAAAGAUGACACCUGUUGUAUCAGAUGGUGGGGUCCUCAAGAGGGUCAUGCGUCCAGGAGCGGGGCCUGUGGUGCCCGAUGAGAGUUCUGUGACAUUCCACUAUAAUGCGUAUCUUGAGAUGGCCGAUGAGCCAUUUGACUCAACAAGACUCAGGAACAGGCCUCAGAGGACACUGCUGGAGAAUGUGUCUGUGAUAGGCUUGGCCUUGGCCCUGAAGACAAUGAAGAAGGGAGAAGUUGCUCAAGUGAUGGUGUCACCGCAGUAUGCGUUUGGCCGCAUGGGGUGCCCCCCACGAAUCCCGCAGAACGCAACCAUACUCUACGAGGUUGAAUUGCUGCUCUUUGUUGAUGCAAAGGAUGCCGUCGAGUUAGAAGGGCGGAGCUUCGACGGGCAGGUUAAAGUACCGUUUGAAAAGGCUUACAAGGUGUGUGAAACAAAGCGUAACACAGGCAAUGAAUUUUUCCACACUGGUGAGAUGGCGAAAGCUCUCAAGUGCUACAGCUCGUCAAUUGUGAUCCUGGAAAAAGUCUGCACUGCGAAUGACCAGGAGGAACGGAUGCAGCAGGCACUUCUGCUCAAGUUAUACAACAAUGCCUCCCUGUGCUGCCUCAAGACUGGGCGUGCGAAUAUGGGCAUCUCGUACGCUAAGGAGGCAUUGCAGAUAGAUAAAGAUAACGCAAAAGCACUCUUCUGUUACGGCCUUGGGUCGAAGAUGCUGGGUUGCUACGAUGAUGCUGAACGCUACCUGCGCCGAGCCCUGCGCCUGGAGCCCAACUCGAGAGCGAUCGUAAGGGAACUGGAACUCGUGGACGCGAAGCGGAUGAAGGAGCAACACGCGGAACAAGUCAUGUGCCGCCGCAUGUUUGGCACUUCCAGCAGUGGCCCGAAAACUGUAGGACUCUCGCCUGGAAGCGGUUUGAAUGGUGGCGUGAAAACCGCGAUACAGCAGAAACUGUUGGCAUUCCGUAACGACCUCGGCAAAGAGAACUCGUCGAAAGAGCUUCCGUUCACGGUUGGCUUUACCGAGCCGUAUUGCAAGUACGUGCGUUCAGUGUGCGCUGAGCUUGGGCUCGGUUGUGAAGACGUUCCAGGUGGCGGUGUGAAAGCUGUGGCACCGAAAGUGUGAGGUGUUCUGGUAAGCCAAGUACUUGAGAAGAAAUGUGUUCAUGUACAGGGUUUGCCAAGAUAAACUUCGGGGUUUGUAACGAAGAUAAAACAAAUUAGAACAGCGUCGGAAAGCCAAAUUAGAUGUUAGAAGACGUAUUAUGCCCCCAAAAUUUAUGUUGAUAAUGCCGCUUGGUCCGUUUCCCAGCGGAUAAAUCGUGAAAAUAAAAAAAUCGCAGCUGCCUAAACAGCUACACCCGUGUUUCAGCUUCUUUCCGUCAGAUGGCGAAACGGUCGAACGCGGCAUUGCAUAGUACGAUUCUGCAUUCAGUUCCACUUGUUCAGAUUUCGAUGUCGUCUGCAACGCCGCGUUUGGCCGUUUCGCCAUCCGACGGAAAGGAGCGGAAACACAGGUAUAGCCGACUAGGCAGCGGCGGUUUUCUAAUUUUCAUGAUUUAUCCUCAGAGGAACGGACCAAAUGGCAGUAUCGAUAUAAAAUUUUGGGGCAUGAUACGGCCUCUAACAUCUACUUUAGCUUCCCGACGCUGUUUUUGUUUGUUUUAUCUUUGUUAGAAACCCUGAAGUUUAUCUUGGCGAACCCUGUAUAUUAAGAUAUAGAGCGACGUUACAUUUACACAUAAACACACAAGCGUUGUUGUCCAUUUCAUGCCACAGGGUGGUACAUCCCAUAAAGUUUACAUACUCUAUAUAUAUACUAACAGGCAUUUUGAUAUGAACAUGCAAGUAUGCAUGCGUGGAAGCCACUUUUCACGUGGGAAAGGUUCUAUCGAGGGAACUACAUGCCUGUUUAGUUAUGCCAGUUAGUUUUGUCAUUGCUGUGCUUCCUUUUUCUCUUUUUGUCACGAGUGCAGUGACACUAUGUAUGUUUUGUUGGCACCUUGCAAUGGGUGAUGCAAGUCCUAUUCUUCUAGAGCUGUAAUAAAUCAAAACAGUUUGCA
This is a messenger RNA of Ornithodoros turicata, 2732 nucleotides long. Its product is annotated as inactive peptidyl-prolyl cis-trans isomerase FKBP6-like. Lineage: Eukaryota; Metazoa; Arthropoda; Arachnida; Ixodida; Argasidae. Gene Ontology annotation, biological process: spermatogenesis; piRNA processing. The record is from RefSeq and is a predicted model, not a curated record. The transcript has 6 exons. Gene Ontology annotation, cellular component: cytoplasm. Gene Ontology annotation, molecular function: peptidyl-prolyl cis-trans isomerase activity; Hsp90 protein binding. The coding region runs from base 401 to 1795 and encodes 464 amino acids.